GAAGCACGCCCGAGUCCCUUUAAAAGUACUGUACGUGCAAAGAUGGCAGCUCGGGUCGACCUGCUCCGUGCGAAAGUGGAAGAAGAGCGACUGAGGGAGAGUCUGGACCGGUUCAUCCAGGAGAGGAAGAAGAAGAAGAGCAGGGAGCUGUCGCCGCCGGCUGACAAGCGGGAGAGGUGUGAGAAGGAGGCGAAGAAAGUGAAGCUCCAUCACCACCACCACCACCAACACCACCAGCACCAACACGCCGAGCACCGGGCGCACCAGCUGCAGCAGAACCCCAAAGCCCACAACUUCAGCGCAGGUAAACAUGUCCUGCACAGCCACAAACACAGCCACCACCACCACCACCACCAUCACCACCACCACAGCAUCAGCAACGGUGCGAAGAAGAGCCUGCAGCCGACUCUGCCUCCUCCACCACUACCACCACCACCACCUCCUCCUCCUCCUCCUCCUCCUCCUCCUCCUCCUCAGCGGAAGGUACCAGAGCAGCUGCAGAAGAAGCGAGCGGUGCCUCCGGAGCCUCCUGCGCUCUUCACUUUCACGCCUCUCAAGAUGGUCAAGGCCAAAGUUCAGGAGUUCAAGGAGAAGCACCGCGAGAAAGACGUGAAGCUGAAGCUGAAGAAGGAGAACACCGAGGCGAACGUGAAGCACGCUGAGCUGAAGAAAAACAAGGAGCCAAGGCCCCUCAAUGAGAACAUCAAGUCUCUGUCACUGGAGGAAUAUCUCCUGAAGAAGAAGAAGAAGAAGAAGAAGCACCGCGAGGAAGAGCACGGCGCCAAGAAGGUCCGGUACCUGCACAACAAGGCGGUCCAGACUGUGUGUGCGGGACUUGGAGCGGAUCUGUCUCUGCCCGUUUCCCCUGAUGCGUCUCUGCCGGCCGCCGUGAAGCAGGAGAGCAGCCGGCAGCCCGUCAGAGACACCAUCGACAACCACCUACCCUACCUCCACGCUCUCAAACUGGGCCACGUCCCAUUCCUCUCCCACCAAGACCACUCCAUCCGGAGCACCUGCCUCCAGACGGGCACCUGGUACGGACGCUUCAUGCACGAGGAACGGCAAGCCAACGGCGGGGGGACGGUUCUGCACGCCUACGCCGAUGAGUUGGCUUGUCUGAGCCCGGCUGAGAUGGAGUGCUUCGCCCAGGAGUUUCUAGAGCUGGCGUUCGCCGAGAAGCCUCGGGGCGCAGCCUCCUAUGCCCUGGCAGUGGUGCACAGCGCGGCCUCCUACCUGCCCGACUUCCUGGACUACUUCGCCUUCAACUUCCCCAACACGCCGGUCAAAAUGGAGAUGCUGGGCAAGAAAGACAUUGAGACAACCACUAUUGCCAACUUUCACUCUCAGGUGAGUCGGACUUACUGUUCAGGAACGUACCGGUCCGGACCCAUGAGGCAGAUCAGCUUGGUGGGAGCCGUGGACGAGGAAGUCGGAGAUUAUUUCCCAGAAUUCCUCGACAUGCUGGAAGAGUCGCCCUUUCUCAAGAUGACCCUGCCGUGGGGAAGCCUCUCCAGUCUGAAGCUGGACUGUCGCUCUCAGAGUGACGAUGGGCCCAUCAUGUGGGUGCGACCCGGAGAGCAAAUGGUUCCCACCGCUGACAUGCCCAAGUCGCCCUUCAAAAGACGCAGGUCCAUGAAUGAGAUCAAAAAUCUACACUACCUGCCGAGGGCCAGUGAACCCAGAGAGGUUCUCUUCGAGGACCGGACUAAGGCCCAUGCUGACCAUGUAGGCCAGAGUUUCGACUGGCAGAGCACUGCUGCUGUGGGGGUGCUGAAGGCUGUGCACUUUGGAGAAUGGACUAACCGACCUCGGAUAACCAAAGACGUAGUCUGUUUCCAAGCUGGAGACUUCAAUGAAGUGGUCCAGAGUCUGCAGCUGGAUCUGUACGAGCCUCCCGUGUCUCAGUGUGUCCAGUGGGUGGACGAUGCAAAGCUCAACCAGCUGAGGAGGGAAGGCAUCCGCUACGUCCGCGUCCAGCUCUGCGACGACGACAUCUACUUCAUCCCGAGGAACGUCAUCCACCAGUUUAAGACGGUGUCGGCAGUCUGCAGCCUGGCCUGGCACAUCCGCCUCAAGCAGUACCACCCGGAGGAGAAGGACAAGGAGGAGGAGCAGCGGCCCAAUGACCUCAGUCCCACAUCGGGCCGAGUCUCUUUUUCCUCCCCCGCCCGGCCCGACGCCACCGUCACCCCCUGUGCACGGCCUCAGGGAGACAACGCUCACGGCGGGGUGGCCAAGACUGAGGAACCGGAGUUCCAGAGGCCGGCAACACCUCCUAAAGAGCCUCAGCCGGCCCCUCCACAGCCAACCAAAUCUGCUCACCCGCCCCCGACAUACCAGGGUUCACACCUUUCGUUGGAACCAGUCCACUCCGGAUGUAGACCCUCAAAAGAGCCCGCUCUUCCAAAAGGUGUCGGCCACACGGCGAAGUUCCCUAAAUGACACAUUCUCGCGUGUAUGUGUGUUUUGUUUAAAACUGACAUCUGUGUCAAUCAGGAAGCCUUUUAAAUUUAACUGCUGGUAAAAAAAAAAAAAAUGUCCAUCAGUGUGUUUUGGGUUUUUUUUCCAGCCAAAGGACAGUUUAAUGGGUCUAUGUAACACAUUUUGACAGCACGUAAACUGGAACUCUCUACUGUCUCAUUCAUCCAGAAGGUGUGUACCAUGUUAAAGAAACUAUGAUUCUAAAAGUAGUAUUUUAUAAGUUGCCAUACUGACUGUAGGGAAAUGUUAAAUUCACGCUGAAGGCUCAGCUGUUUCGUUUGUUUGGGCAGAAUGAUUUCAUGCAGGAUGGAAGUCUGUGGCGGCUGAUGGAACGAUUGUUGACAUACACUCAAUAUUUGAUUUAUUCUGGAAGCUCGAUACCGACAUUAUACUGUCUUGUUCAUUUCAGUGACUGAGGCGUGUAGACGUAACUCUGUCCACGAGAUACAGUCGGCUCACUUUCACAGAUUGAGGACAUUGUCAGUGGUCAGCAGAGCUGCGCUUUUGCCGUUUUUUUGACUCAGAAGCUCGGAACAUGUUGGAUAUAAUUCCUGGGCUGGUCACCGUAAACAUGGGAUUGGUAAAAUGAGGGAGCGUUUGUUUUAGACUUUAGGCGUACGUGAUUAUCUGAGUAAACUACAAGCACCUAAAACUUUUCUUUUCAGCGUCAUACGUUGCAGUCUGUGCGAUUCUUUAUUUGAAUUUUAUACGGCGCCCUGUUUCUUACUGUAGAUACUCUUUUUGAUAUUUAAUUUAUUUUCUUAAGAUUGAGUGCAGGUUCAUUAACCAGUGAUGGAUAUUUAAGAUUAUUAUUAUUAUUAUUAUUAUUAUAUGUAGUCACAGGGGCGCCUUUUUUAAAUGACGAAGGGAUUAGCAGCUAUUGCAUUGACCAAUAAUUGUCUGAAUCUCCGCUGCAGGUGUGGAGGAACGUCUGCAGAAGUUAGUGUGUAAAUAUUUUGCCGUUGUAGCCGGGGAGCAGCGAACGCUGUCCACGCACUUGAGUCCAUUUGUUUUGAUUCAUCCUCACCUUUUAGUUUUUAGCAGGUAACGUCACUGGGUCGAUGAAGGCACUGUCGCAGUGGGUUACUGAGUGUCAUUGUGCAGCUUUACUACAUUGCAAACGGCUGAUCUGUUCCCCAGCGGAAGUGAAUCCCCCCUUUUUCACUUUCUAAAUGGCCUGUCCUUAAAUAUCUUGCACUCGGUCGAGGCCUUCAUUCAGUUUGUCUUCUACAGGCGGUCUUCUGUAAAGGAAGCGAUGAGGAGAUACUGCCUUUGCUCUUCCACUGACUCCGUCUUAGUGCCUUGUACUGUAUCUGGUUAGCCUCGUUUUAAAACUGUGAGGUUUAGCUGUUGAUGAGUAGGAUAGUAAAAUGGGGAUCGGCCUAACAGCCAAAGUGUAUCUUGUUCUUUUUGUUUUUAAUUUAAAUAUAAAUAUAUAUAUAUAUAUAAAAAAAAAACUGUUAUUCACAUGAUUCUUUGUAAUUUCUACAUCUGCAUGUCACCUGGAAGCAAACAAUUACUACAUGACAGUGUCGGUGGAAAGGUUGUGUUUCUAGAUCAUGCUAGAUCCUAAUCAGGAAGUGGUCUGGUUAUUUUUGUCAUAUAUCUGGCUGUCAUAGAGUCUCGACUUCUAGCUUAAUGUAGAAAUAAACUGACAGUGGACGCUGUCACAUCAGCC
Acanthopagrus latus (yellowfin seabream) is the source of this 4159-nucleotide messenger RNA. RefSeq names its product lysine-specific demethylase 9. NCBI's taxonomy places the organism in Eukaryota, Metazoa, Chordata, Actinopteri, Spariformes, Sparidae. The transcript is spliced from 7 exons. The record is from RefSeq and is a predicted model, not a curated record. The coding region runs from base 43 to 2442 and encodes 799 amino acids. Gene Ontology annotation, cellular component: nucleus.